CCCCCAGCAAUAUUAUUUUCAGUGAUGGCUUGUUUAUUAAACGUUACAUAUUUUCCGGACCACGCAUGACAUAUGAUCUCUCUUCACACAUUUGUUGUGAAAUUCUUGACUGCAAUAUUAUUAUAUGAUGCUGAGUGGAUUAAGCGCAAGAUUGUUACUUAAAAUCAAUCCAUCAAUAAACCAGUCGGCCAAUUUCGAAUUAUGUGUAUAUUAUUGACACCUUGGGUGUAUGGGAACAACCUAUCGUCAACAUGCAUCAAAUUAAAUGAGAAUAUAAAAGCAGGUGCAAAAUGUGGCAAUAAUCGAUAGGUUGACAAUGGCAGUGUUGGCCUUAUUAGAAGAUAUUGCGAAUGGUCACAUUCGAAAUGAACGAGUGUUCCGUGAUUAUUACGAUUUUUUGGCUCAUGAUGAUGACUGGCUUAUCAGCCGAUUCAGAUUUCCAAGAGCUAUCCUCUUGGAACUAUGUACUGAGUUGAGCCCGGGUUUGGAGAGGCAGACGGCGAGGAGUCACGCAUUGACAGUUCCAAUACAAGUCCUGACUACGCUUGGUUUUCUAGCAACAGGAUCAUUCCAGAGGGAAUUGGCUGACCGGUCAGGAAUGAGUCAGGGAGCUCUGAGCCGCGCCAUUCCGCCUGUUUUAAACGGGAUCAUCCGCAUCUCAGCCAGGUAUAUACGGUUUCCAUAUGAUGCAGUAAACCAAGCAAACAUCAAAGCGCAAUUUGCAGCGAUAGCCGGUUUUCCCAAUGUAAUCGGAGCGAUCGACUGCACACACAUUGCAAUAAAGGCGCCAUCUGAAGGGGAAUAUGAGUACGUUAAUAGGAAACACUUCCAUUCCUUAAACGUGCAAAUAAUCUGUGAUGCCCAAAUGCGCCUUACGAAUAUCGUGGCAAGGUGGCCUGGGUCAACCCAUGAUUCAUUCGUCCUGAGAAACAGCUCGGUUGGGAAUAGGUUGGAGGCUGGAAGAGUGUGUGAUGGGUGGCUAAUUGGAGACAGCGGUUACGCCUUACGGCCAUGGCUGUUAACCCCCCUCGCCAACCCACAGACUGUCCGAGAGCAGAGAUAUAAUGAUAUCCAUGCACGCACUCGGACAGUCGUGGAAAGAGCGAUAGGGCAGCUGAAGAGCCGGUGGCGCUGCCUUGACCGGAGCGGGGGAAUGCUGCUCUAUCACCCUGAAAAGGUGUGCCGCAUUGUGCAGGCAUGUGGGGUUCUGCACAAUGUUGCGCACAGGCACGGCGUGUCAUUACGCGAGGUAAUGGACCUCCCAGAAGACCCAGACCCCGGACCAAACAAUGCGCAGCCCAAUGUAGAGGCCAUUCGAAUCCUGCAGCAGUUAAUAGGCAGAAUAUAAAAAAGCACAGCGCGAGUUAAAACCCGGCCUUUCCCACUGGCAGCAGAAGGGGGGCAAUGGGCAGUGGAGACGGAGACGCCGGACACGCCUGGCUGGGGGUCUUCCUCUGGCACCAUCAGCUGUGCGCCACUUGGUCCUUG
Gadus morhua (Atlantic cod) is the source of this 1488-nucleotide messenger RNA. RefSeq names its product putative nuclease HARBI1. The transcript has 3 exons. NCBI's taxonomy places the organism in Eukaryota, Metazoa, Chordata, Actinopteri, Gadiformes, Gadidae. The record is from RefSeq and is a predicted model, not a curated record. The coding region runs from base 317 to 1348 and encodes 343 amino acids.